CCGGAAAACACAGCUGGGCGCAGAUGCUGCCCCAGCCUGGAGAGUUUCUGUCCCAUCUGUCACUCUGAGCUCGGGACGAGUCCCCCAUGGACAGCCAACACGCUGGGCUCCCCAAAACCACAUCAUCCGGGUACCGAUUGCCCCCUACCAGGCCGCUUGCCUCAGUUUCCAGGGCCCGAGAUGGCCCCACAGCAAGCAGGGGUCUUGCUGGUGGCUGCCAGGGUACCGCAGUCCUGGGUGUGCAGCAGGACCAGCUGUGGAGAGAGCUCGUGGAAGCCGAGGAGCGAGGCCAGCGGCGUUGGGCUGAGAACUGGGGUUUCCUGAAAGACUACGACCCUUUGGGAAAUAAGAAGGAGCCUGAGGAGCUACCUGCAGAUGUACCCUUCUUCUCAGACACGCUCCCCAGCUCCACGAGCCGGGAGGUGGGCAGCAGGGUGGACACGCCCCUGGGGAGAGCCCUUUCGCACAUGAACUUCUUCUUCAUGGAAGGCACUCGGAAGAAGAAGCCAGAGGAUGAGCUGCAGCCAGUGUAGAGAUCUCAUUGUGGACUGCAGCAGACCUUGGCUGGAACACCACACUGGAAAAAGAUCUUGUCUACAUAUCGCUCAGUUUUUUGGACCAACAGGUUCCUGGGGUACAGGGGUCCCUCUGCUCAUCUCCAGAGUGCCAAGGGCAGCUGAACCAAGAAAACCUGAAGGAGAGUAUGGCAUGCCGUGUCUGCAUGACUCUGCAGGUCACAGCCAGCCCCUCCACCCCACGUACCACCACCCCCCCGGUCACAUCUUUAGGCUCUUCAGGAAGGUGCCUGCUUUGGACCAUCACUGUCUCACCCAUGGGCUGAGGAAAUGGAGAUGGAGGAUCCAGCCACCAGCAUCUUCUCUCUUUGAGACCAGAACAAAGAAGGCUGGAUGAGUCAGGCCGCCUCCAGACCUAGGCAUGGAGAAGUGGCACCACUCCACGGCAUCACUGGAACACCCCAGGGAGCUUUGUCUAGACAGCCACCCAGGGCAUCUCAGAGCCCAAAGUCUGGGCAGCACCAGGGGUCCAGAAGGGAUGAGGCUGGGGAGCUGAGGACCACAGCAGGGCAGCAGGAGCCCUUCACCCCGACCACUGCAUCUCUGAGCAUCUCUGCCUCCAUCCGCUCCGUGGUAGAAGCUACCUCUACUUCCAGUGACAGGAAUGGCCGCCAGCCGUGGAGGCACGGAGUGACCGUAGGGCAUCUUCCUGUGCUAGACAUGAUGAGGUCAUGUAAAGGGACACAUGAGCCAGCCCGAGAGGUGCCAAUCCACCAGUGUGGACACCAAACAAUAUGGUCACCAAAAUGAAGGAGAGUAGAAGGCCAACCCUGGGUACACCCCUGACUCGUGUGUGUGUGUGUGUGUGUGUGUGU
This is a messenger RNA of Onychomys torridus (southern grasshopper mouse), 1390 nucleotides long. It is a transcript of the gene Cimip5, whose product is annotated as chromosome 21 C2orf50 homolog. Lineage: Eukaryota; Metazoa; Chordata; Mammalia; Rodentia; Cricetidae. The transcript is spliced from 5 exons. The record is from RefSeq and is a predicted model, not a curated record. The coding region runs from base 87 to 533 and encodes 148 amino acids.